GUCAGUUGCUUGCUCCCACUAAGAAGAAUAUUAUACGCGAUCGCUCAUGGCAGCUAAUGAUUAUCGUGUUUACCUGCGGAACCCUGGCGACAUGGAGAACGGUCAAGCGCGUUUCCACUCCGGCCAGAGCGCGGAACCGACUUGCAGACCUCUUGUUUUUGGAACGCUCGUUGUAAUGGGAUUGCUUCAGAUUGCAUCGAGUGUAGCAAUCUUGUUACACUUAACUGGUUACCUAAACGAGGUAGACUUUUCCUUGUACCAGCAGAAGCCACUGGAGGAAGCUGAGACAGGGCCAGUACUUGCCGACGCUCUCAGAGAUUCAAGGAAAAGGGAACGAUGUCCAAAAAACCGGAGGGAUGGUAUACCAGCAGCCCAUCUGCCCAUCAAAGCACCUAUCGACUAUGUCCCCAAGGGAGAGGUUCGGGCCAUGAUGAUACAGUGGAACGAAGCCCAGGCGCACUUGGAAAAAAUCCGAUACCACGACGGACGCAUCCUGGUCCAGGAGGAGGGAUUGUACUACGUUUACGCAAAGACCUGUUUCCGGCUCUACGACGUGGAGCCGGGCUCCUUGUCCGAUUACCUGAAGGACGGCAACGCACAGCUGUUUCAGUAUGUCUACCACGAGAAAUACACCCAGCCGACGACCACACCCAAGGUUCUCAUGAAGAGUGGGAGCACUAAACGCUGGAAGAGCGAGGACUAUAACAUGUACUGUGAGCAGCAAGGCAGGCUCUUCCGACUGAAAGAGGGGGAUGGGCUGUAUGUCAGCGUGUCACACUUGUGGAUGCUGGACCCAGAGGCAGAAGGGAGUUACUUUGGUGCUUUCAAGAUAAGCAACUGA
Messenger RNA from Megalops cyprinoides (Indo-Pacific tarpon), 841 nucleotides. It is a transcript of the gene tnfsf11, whose product is annotated as TNF superfamily member 11. The transcript has 4 exons. Gene Ontology annotation, biological process: immune response. The record is from RefSeq and is a predicted model, not a curated record. Gene Ontology annotation, molecular function: tumor necrosis factor receptor binding. NCBI's taxonomy places the organism in Eukaryota, Metazoa, Chordata, Actinopteri, Elopiformes, Megalopidae. Gene Ontology annotation, cellular component: membrane. Bases 47 to 841 code for a protein of 264 amino acids.